AUGCCACCAAAACCCGUCAAGGGCGAAUAUAUUGAGACCGACACCGGCAAUAAAAUCUCACGUCGCUCACUCAUCCACGGUACACAACAUAUCAUUCUUGGUGGUAAAACCGUCAUCCAGGCCGAAGCCGUGAUUCGCGGCGACCUCUUCCGCGUUCAACAGCCAAGUCAGCAAAACGAUGAUGCUGGCCCAACUUCCUCAUCAUCAACAAAUAUCCCCCCCUCGGUCGCAAUCACGGUGGGAAGAUAUACGUACAUCUCAAAGGCUGCAAUACUUAGACCUCCAUCACGCUUGCACCGCGGUAUUCACUCGUUCUACCCGCUCAAGAUAGGUGAUCACGUCUUCGUCGGCGAGCGGUCGGUCGUUGAAGCCGCCCAGGUUGGGAAUCAUGUGCAUAUCGGCAAUGAUGUGGUUGUGGGCAAUAUGGUGAUUUUGAAGGAUUUUGCUUAUGUUCUCGAUGGAGCCGUGGUGCCGCCCGCGAUGGUUGUGCCUAGCUUUUGCGUGGUUGGUGGUAGGCCUGCUAGAAUUGUUGGUGAGGUUGGUGAAGGGUAUGGAGUAGAAGGGGCUGAGGGUGGUUUGGCAAGGGAGAGGUAUAGAUUGGUUGGCCGGUAG
Messenger RNA from Talaromyces atroroseus, 612 nucleotides. RefSeq lists its product as hypothetical. The coding region runs from base 1 to 612 and encodes 203 amino acids. The transcript is spliced from 2 exons. The record is from RefSeq and is a predicted model, not a curated record. NCBI's taxonomy places the organism in Eukaryota, Fungi, Ascomycota, Eurotiomycetes, Eurotiales, Trichocomaceae.